This is a messenger RNA of Tetrapisispora phaffii CBS 4417, 2028 nucleotides long. It is a transcript of the gene IFM1, whose product is annotated as translation initiation factor 2. Gene Ontology annotation, molecular function: translation initiation factor activity; GTP binding; GTPase activity. Gene Ontology annotation, biological process: translational initiation. The record is from RefSeq and is a predicted model, not a curated record. Lineage: Eukaryota; Fungi; Ascomycota; Saccharomycetes; Saccharomycetales; Saccharomycetaceae. Bases 1 to 2028 code for a protein of 675 amino acids. The transcript has a single exon.
AUGUGGAGAAAUUAUAACUCAUGUGCCAAAUACUAUGGGAUAAGUAAAUUCUGUUCUCAAAAACUAUUCAGUACAAUACCAAAUGUGUUGUUAGCCAGACAAGAUUCUAUUAGUAAAUUCAAAAUAAAAGGUUCACCAAAGAAACUUACUUUUGCAAUUCCUAAUUUCAUCUCUGUAAAUAAAUUAGCAAACUUAUUGAAUUGUAAAAUAAAUGAUUUGGUGAAAGAUUUAAAGAAGCUAGGGUUUGACAAAGUUAAUAAUGAUUAUAUUUUAUCAAGAGAAUAUAUAGAAUUGAUUUUACAAGAAUACAACUACGAAUUUCCUAGAUCAAUUAAAGACAAUUUACAUACUGAAGAAAUAACUUCAAGGAAUGUAUACAACGAAGUGAAGAAAAUAAAACCAGACCAUCUCAAACCGAGACCGCCAGUUGUAACUAUCAUGGGACAUAUCGAUCACGGUAAAACAACAAUUAUAGAUUAUUUAAGAAAAUCGUCAAUAGUCCAAAAAGAAUCUGGUGGUAUUACUCAACAUAUUGGUGCUUUCCAGAUUGAAACUCCAAAGACAAAAAAAUUAAUUACAUUUUUAGAUACCCCUGGGCAUGCUGCUUUUUUAAAAAUGAGAGAAAGAGGUGCUAAUAUUACAGAUAUAAUUAUAUUAGUCGUGUCUUUGGAAGAUUCCAUUAUGCCACAAACUUUAGAGGCAAUAAAACAUAUUAAGGCUUCAGGUAAUGAAUUGAUAGUGGCUAUUACAAAAAUUGAUAAGAUAACAAAUCCAAGAGAGAGAGAAAAGUUACUAGAGAAAAUUGAUAAUGGACUGAUCUCCCACGAUAUAGCGACUGAAAAAAUCGGUGGUGAUAUACAAGUUAUUCCCAUUAGUGCAAAGACAGGUGAAAAUAUGGACUUGUUAGAGGAAUCUAUUAUAUCAUUAAGUGAAAUAAUGGAUAUUAAAUCGGAAAACGCUCCUAAAUCUCAAACUACUGGAUGGGUUUUAGAGAGUCAGGUUAAGAAAAUGGUCGGUAAUGUAGCUACAAUUUUGAUUAAAAACGGUACAUUGUCUAAGGGGAAAGUUUUACUUUGCGGAAAUACUUAUUGUAAAGUUAAGAAUAUUUUUAAUGAAUUUGGAAAACAAGUAUCUAAGGCCACUCCUUCGCAAGCAGUUUUGGUGUUGGGUUGGAAAGAGGUCCCUGAUGCUGGUGAAGAAAUUAUCGAAGUAAAAGAUGAAGCAACUGCAAAGAGGUAUAUAUCUAAAAGACAAAAUAUACUGGAAUUUGAAAAGAAUUUAUUAAACGUUGAUAAAAUUAACGAACAAAAUUAUGCUGUAAAUAAAUUGAAGAAGCAAAAACUUCUAAAUUCAGAAAAGAAAGAUGAAGAUAUAAUUGAUAUCAGUGAAAAACCAACUGGUCCAAAGGAUAUCAACUUUAUUAUCAAAGCAGAUGUAUCAGGGUCCUCUGAGGCUGUAAGGGAUGCAAUAUCUGAUAUUGGUAAUGAUGAAGUUAAGUGUAAUAUUAUUUCGUCUUCGGUUGGACUUCCUAACGACAGUGAUUUGAAAAUGGCAGAAGUCACUAAUAGCAAAAUUUUAUGCUUUAACGUUGGUAAUUUACCGAAUGAAAUAUUAAACAAUUCCAAGAAAAUAGAUAUUAGGGAGUAUACGGUUAUAUAUAAGCUAAUCGAGGACGUUACUGAGAUUAUAACAGAUGAAUUAGAACCAAUUUAUGAAAAUAAACAAUUAGCCACCAUAGAUUUACGUCAAAUAUUUAGCUAUCAACUGAAAAAAAAGAAUAUUAGAAUAGCUGGUUGUAAGAUCACUAAUGGUAAGGUAUCUAGAAACUCACUAAUCCAAAUCAAAAGAGGUGAAGAUGAAGAAGUAGUUUAUGAUGGUACAAUCUCCUCGUUAAAACAAGGAAAAGAAGAUGUUUCAGAAAUAGGUAAGGGUAAAGAGUGUGGUAUCACAUUUACUAAUUUUGAAGAUUACAAAGUUGGAGAUAAAAUUGUGGUCUAUGAAAAGGAGAGAAUAAAAAGAUAUUUAUAA